AUGGAAUUCGAACCCUCAGAAGUUCCUCUGCAACCCCUCUCCACUACAAGGCACAAGUGUUCUGCUUGUUUCAAGCAGUAUAAGAAGAAGGAACAUCUCAUUGAACAUAUAAAGACCUCUUAUCAUUCAGUUCAUGACCCUAAAUGUGGUGUUUGUAACAAGCAUUGCAAAUCGUUUGAAUCACUAAGGGAGCACGUUGCUGGUCCAUUGUCCAAAGUGAAAUGUUCAAGCAUCUUUGCGGAAAGAGGCUGCAUUUUGUGUCUGAAAAUCUGCAGCAGCGUGGACUCUCUCAACGAGCAUGAGGAAAUGUGUCAUCUAGCCACUCCUCGACCCAUUGAUACAGUAGAGAUGCUUUAUUCAGAAGACGAAGUGGAUAUAAGUAAUGGAAUUAGCAGCAUAAGAAAUCGGGAAGCAGUUGCCAUAGAUUGUGAAAUGGUUGGUGGGGGAAGUGAUUGCUCUCUAGACCUUUGUGCAAGGGUAUGCCUAGUUGACGAAGAUGAGAAGCUUAUUUUUCACACUUUUGUUCUACCUCAGAUUCCUGUGACUGAUUAUAGGUAUGAAAUUACUGGUAUAACGGAGGUAAAUCUACGAGAUGCCAUGCCUCUGAAUGAAGUCCGGGAGAGAAUUCUCCAGAUUCUUCACAAUGGAGAGUCAAUUAGUAGAGUAAGAUUGGAUGGUGGAAGAGCAAAAGUACUUGUUGGCCAUAACCUUGAGAAACACCUGGAUUGCUUGAGAAUGAAUUAUCCUGAUCAUCUUUGGAGAGAUACUGCAACAUAUCGCCCCCUGAUGAAGACCAAUUUCGUCAGCCACUCUCUGAAAUACCUAACCAAGACUUAUCUAGGAUAUGAUAUUCAAGUUGGUUUCCAUGAUCCUUACCAAGAUUCAGUGUCCGUCAUGCGGUUGUACGAGAGGAUCCGCUCACAAGACCACCCAAUGGAAGUGACUAUUAGGGUAUCAAAUUCACCAGCUCUAAGCUUUAGCAGUAGCUCUGAUCCAUGGAAAUCCAUGGCACACGAGAACAUGACGCCUAAUGAGCUCUUAGAGAUAUCAAGAUCCAACUAUAAGUGUUGGUGUCUAGAUUCACGGGAUGCAGCGCGCGUCGAGGUGAGUGAUGGCGAUGCUCUUGCCUGA
Solanum verrucosum is the source of this 1131-nucleotide messenger RNA. Its product is annotated as RNA exonuclease 4-like. The record is from RefSeq and is a predicted model, not a curated record. Gene Ontology annotation, cellular component: nucleus. The coding region runs from base 1 to 1131 and encodes 376 amino acids. Gene Ontology annotation, molecular function: 3'-5' exonuclease activity; nucleic acid binding. Gene Ontology annotation, biological process: rRNA processing. Lineage: Eukaryota; Viridiplantae; Streptophyta; Magnoliopsida; Solanales; Solanaceae. The transcript has 7 exons.